Penicillium odoratum is the source of this 204-nucleotide messenger RNA. RefSeq lists its product as uncharacterized. Bases 1 to 204 code for a protein of 67 amino acids. The record is from RefSeq and is a predicted model, not a curated record. The transcript has 2 exons. NCBI's taxonomy places the organism in Eukaryota, Fungi, Ascomycota, Eurotiomycetes, Eurotiales, Aspergillaceae.
AUGCAGCUCUCAUUCCUCCUUCAAGCCACUCUUGCGUUGGUCAUCUCUAGCGCCUGGGCCCAGAACGCCCCGGUAACCGCCGAUAACACUCCUACCUGCCUUCGUAUUUGUCGCGAUGACCCUGUUGAGUGCCAGGCCGGCUGGGUCUCUGCUCAGAUUGCUGCAGAAGGCGAGGAGGCUUGCUGGACUUGCUGCAGCGAGUAA